Drosophila rhopaloa is the source of this 1293-nucleotide messenger RNA. RefSeq lists its product as uncharacterized. The transcript is spliced from 4 exons. The record is from RefSeq and is a predicted model, not a curated record. Bases 267 to 1220 code for a protein of 317 amino acids. NCBI's taxonomy places the organism in Eukaryota, Metazoa, Arthropoda, Insecta, Diptera, Drosophilidae.
CCGAAGUCCGAAACGCGGAGACGAGGAGAUGGGCCCACCACCGCACCAUUAUAGCCAUUUCGCUCCUCACUCGAUCCCUGAUCGCUGGCCGGGCGCGAUCUCCAUUCCAAAAUUGCAAGUGUGAAAUUUCCCGAUUUUCCGAAUUGAAAACAAUUCCUAUAUUUGCGAUUUUCCGUUUGAAUUCGCUCGCUCGAUCGUUUGCGGCCCAUUAAACCGAACUGGUCCGUAAGCCAUUAAUUCCGCCGUACAGUUCAGUUCCGUUCCCCAUGGCCGCGACCGGUCCCAUUUCCCAAUCCCCACGGCGUCAGCCGGAGCCCAAAUUCCCGGCCGCAAUGCCGCGGAGGGCGAGCACGGUCAGCUCCAGUCCGGCAGUGGCAGUGCCCAAAUCCCCGGACGGACUCACCGCUCUGGUGGCCAGGAAGAGCAUCACGUCCAUGUCGGACGAGGAGAUCAUUCAGGAGAACCUCAACGAGAUCCUCGACCUCAAGUCGCGCGAGGAGCGAAAAGCCAACGGACGCCUGGUGGCCGUCAUCGUCUGUUUUCUGGUGCUCUUCCUGGCCGUCUACCACGCCUGCGUCCGGAAGUCGGAGAACUCGCUGGCGGGCGUUCUGGUUCCGGCCGGCAUCAUGCUCUCCUACGGCGCCUGGGUGGUCGUCCUGGCCAAGCGGGACAAGCACCGGCGGGCCAUGUUUGAGCGGCACAUCGAGGAGGUGGCCCUGAAGAACAAAAUCGAGCUGGAGGAGAAGCACGCUCGCCACGCGAAGCACUCGCAUUCCCAUCCACACCCACAUCCACAUCCCCGUCCACAUCCUGGCCAGUCCGGCACGGACUCCACGGGCAGUGCAUCGAGCACGUUGCACUAUGUGAAUGAGCUGCUCCCGAAUGGCGAGCACCGCAAGAAGCAGCGACGCCACCGCCACAAGGAGCGGCCCGGUGACCGGGAGGAUCACCAUCAUCAUCACCAUCAGGUCCCGGAGAUCGGGGUGCAUCGUGGAGCACCCAAGAGGCCCAGUUUCCGGCAGAAGCUCUUCGGCCAGACCAUCGCCCAUGUGAAGCUGGUGGAGGCCCAGAGCGACAGCACGGACUCCGCCGGCGGACCAGGUCCGGGUCUGAGACCCACUCCCACUCCCAAUCCCAAUCCCGUCGAGAAACGCCAGCGGCUACAGCGCCUGGACACGCUGCCGCUGCCGCAGGUGGUGCGAGUCAACUCGGAGCCGUAGAUCUGGGUACUUUGGGUUUUUUGGGGUCGGAGGGCUGGCCUCGCCAUUGUAUCGCGUAAAUAAAUGUAUUAUA